AGAUGUCUGCUGAAACAGCUGGAGAGAGGAGAGGUGUCUCUGGUGGACCUCAAGAAGAACCUGGAGUAUGCUGCCACUGUUCUGGAGUCAGUUUAUAUAGAGAAGACCAGGAGAUUGGUGGAUACAGAGGAAGAGCUCAGCGAUAUCCAAUCAGAGUAUGUGCCUUCAGAGGUGCGUGAUUGGUUGGCCUCUACAUUCACCCGUCAGAUGGGUUUGAUGCUGCCGCAGACCGAGGAGAAACCACGCUUCAGGAGCAUCGUACACGCUGUGCAGGCUGGUAUCUUCGUAGAGAGGAUGUACAGACGUACCUCUAGCAUGGUGGGAGUGGGCUCUCCUGCUACAGUUGUAGCAGUACUGAAGCACGUUGAUAAGUGGUCGUUUGAUGUGUUUGCUCUGAACGAGGCCAGUGGAGACCACGCCCUCAAGUUCAUCUUCUUUGAACUACUGACCAGAUACGACCUCAUCAGCAGAUUCAAGAUCCCGGUCUCAGCGGUGUUCUCGUUCGUAGAAGCUCUGGAGGUGGGCUACGGUAAACACAACAACCCCUACCAUAACCUGAUGCAUGCUGCUGACGUCAUACAGACAAUACACUACCUACUGCUGAAGACUGGCAUCGUGCAUUGGUUGACAGAGCUAGAGAUCUUUGCGAUGAUCUUUGCAGCAGCGGUUCACGACUACGAACACACUGGAACCACCAACAAUUUCCACAUCCAGACCAGAUCAGACACAGCGAUCCUGUACAACGACCAGUCUGUCCUCGAGAGCCACCAUGUCAGCGCAGCAUACCGCCUCCUACAGGACGAUGAUGAGAUCAACAUACUAUACAACCUGUCUAAAGACGACUGGAGAGAGCUGAGGGGCCUGGUGGUACAGAUGGUUCUGGCUACAGACAUGUCCUGCCACUUCCAGCAGCUGAAACAUAUGAAGAACUUUCUCCAGCAACCGGAGGGGAUUGAUAAACCCAAAGCCAUGUCUUUGCUGCUCCAUACAGCUGAUAUCAGCCACCCAGCUAAGACAUGGGACCUGCACCAACGCUGGACAGCAUCUCUUCUGGAGGAGUUCUUCAGACAGGGCGAUAAGGAGGCGGAGCUAGGACUGCCCUUCUCUCCUCUGUGUGACCGCAAGUCAACCAUGGUGGCCCAGUCCCAGAUAGGGUUUAUAGACUUCAUUGUGGUUCCAACCUUCACCGUGUUGACAGAAAUGACGGAGAAGAUUGUCAUUCCGCUCAUCAACGAGGCGUCACUCAGCCUGGCAGGGUUCAGACGCUCCAGGUACCACAAUUCCUGCUUCUACUUCCGGGUACCGGCUUCUACUUCCUGUUUCUCCUGUAGGAAAAGAGCGCAUCGCCAACACAGUGUAUCUUCUGGACCUAUCAGUGUGUGGCAGUGGGUCCAGGAGAUGAUGCAGUCAUCCGGCUCCAAGGACUGUGAGAAAGUCUAA
This is a messenger RNA of Oncorhynchus keta (chum salmon), 1440 nucleotides long. Its product is annotated as dual specificity calcium/calmodulin-dependent 3',5'-cyclic nucleotide phosphodiesterase 1C-like. NCBI's taxonomy places the organism in Eukaryota, Metazoa, Chordata, Actinopteri, Salmoniformes, Salmonidae. Gene Ontology annotation, biological process: signal transduction. Gene Ontology annotation, molecular function: 3',5'-cyclic-nucleotide phosphodiesterase activity. The record is from RefSeq and is a predicted model, not a curated record. The transcript is spliced from 11 exons. Bases 208 to 1440 code for a protein of 410 amino acids.